Messenger RNA from Pistacia vera, 1151 nucleotides. RefSeq lists its product as uncharacterized. The transcript has 8 exons. Lineage: Eukaryota; Viridiplantae; Streptophyta; Magnoliopsida; Sapindales; Anacardiaceae. The record is from RefSeq and is a predicted model, not a curated record. The coding region runs from base 43 to 1137 and encodes 364 amino acids.
UCUCCUUAAGAAGAAACAGUAACAGAAGCGCGGAGCAGAGAGAUGACAGUGCGGUGGCCGAAACGAAAAUGGAGAAGAAUGUGUUCAUUAGGUCUAAUCCUUAGAGGAGGUCGUGGGUUUCGAUCAGAUGCAGCUCUAGAAGCAAUAGCCAAAGCUGGUGAAGACAGAGUACAAAACUUGGUGCUAUACAAUUACCCAUCUUUUUCAGGGGCAUUCUCAGCUCUCUUUGCUCAUCUCUUCCACUCUCGGCUCAAUCUCCCUUGCCUUCUCCUGCCUUUCUCUUCAGUUGAACCCUUCAGGGUUGAAGAUUUGUGCAUUGAUGGGCUUGAGAGAGUUUAUCUCCUUGAUUUUCUUGGUCCAAAAGGAUAUGCUGCACAACUUGCACAACGAAAUAUAUGCGAGGUGAUUGGCUUCGAUCAUCGAAAAUCUGUACUUCCACAUAUUAAAGAGGAUCAUCCCAAGAAAGUCACAUUUUAUGCUGACCUUGAUAAGAGUAGCUCCACUGCUGUAUAUGAAUAUUUCUCUUCCAAGCUUGUAGAGAUGAAACCUGUUGAGGGGGAAGUUGCCAGUUUACUGAAUUCAGAAGAGCAGGAUCGUCUGAAAAUUGUUCUCAAGUACAUUGAAGAUAUGGAUCUUCGUCAAUGGAGCUUGCCAGACAUAACUGCUUUCAGGAUUGGGCUAAAUGAAUGGCACUCAAAGUUGAAUUGCAUUACUAAUCCAUAUAUUUAUGAACAGUUAUUGGAGAUAAGUGCCACCGAUCUGAUUUCAAAGGGAAAUUCCUAUAUUUCUGCUCGCCAAAGUGCUGCAAAUAAGUUAUUGGAUAAGGUUUUUAGAGUUUGGCUGGGCAGAGGUUUUUAUGGAGAAUGCCUGGCAGUUAGAGCUGAUGGGAGUUCUAACUUGAGCGAUGAAAUUGGCAAGCAACUUAGUGUUAAGAGUGCUGCAGCUGGACUGAGGCCCGUAGGAGCUGUUGUAUACAUGCAACGUAAUAAUCUUAAGAUGUGCUUGAGGAGUACUGAUAGCACUACUGAUACUUCUGAAAUUGCAAAGGCUUAUGGAGGAGGUGGCUCUGCUAGUUCUAGCUCCUUUAUCAUAAGAAUGGAUGAGUAUAAUAAGUGGCUUUUGGUAAAUAAACCAUAAUGGCCUCAAGGUGC